GGAGUGACACCCAGCUCAAACCACAUACAAGUGUACACACAGCAAGUCUAUCGAGUGACAUCAAGACAAACUUCUUUCAUUGGACAAACAUUGAUUCUAUUUGCAUACCGCUGAGCCGCUUUCUUCUCUUUGUCUUAUCACUGAGAAACUGGCUGCACAGCUGGACAGUUAAGAAUGCCAACAGCGACUGCAAAACUAACAGCAGUCGCUGAGGUCGCGGGGACGCUAAAGCAAGUCGACCAGGCGUUUACGGCGUUCCAGGUUGCGCGAAACACAUUUGUGAAUGUCUUAGCGGGCUUUCUCGAACGCCUGGACGACCAGAAUGUGAUGCUGGAGGCGCUGAUGAAGAAGGACGUGCUAGCCACGUUGUGUUGUCCGCUGGCUCAGGACCCAGUGCCAGGCAUCCAGGCCUCAGCGCUGUCGAGUCUGUCCAAGCUGGCGGGCUGUGACCCGCUGCUGAGCCAGGCGGUGGUGUCGUGCGGCGUGCUGGACAGCGUAGUGCUGUCCAUGAGCCACGAGAGCUCUCCGGUGCAGGCGGGAGCCAACAUGGUGCUGGCGGCGGUGGCGGGCAGCAGCGUGGACUUUGCGCGGAGGGUGCUGGAGGCGGGUGCCAUGCCGGGCAUCCUGACGCAGCUGCGUGUGGGCACGCCCGCCGUGAAGGAGGCGGCGGUGAAGAACCUGAACUCGCUCAUUGGCUCGCACGGCGACCACGCGCGCCUUAUCGCGGACGAGGCACUGCUCAGCACGCUGGUGGCCAUGCUGUCGGCGGCGGACUCGCCGCACUCGCUGUGCAAGGCGGUGGUGCACACACUGGCCACCACGGCGCGAUACAGCUCGGAAAUGGCGGCGGCGGUCAUCAAGGCCAACGCGCUGCCGCCGGUGUCGCUGCUGGUGCGCGGCGGCAGCACGCCGCCCGACCUACGCGCCGCCGCCAUCAACUGCCUGGCGCACAUCGCCUCACACAGCGAGGAGCUGGCCUCUCAGGUGUCCGCCACCGGCCUGGUGGGGCCCACCGUGGGCCACCUGGCCGACAAGAUGGUGCCCAAGGUGCGGCGCGCAGCCGCCGCGCUCCUGCUGCAGCUGGGCCGCAAGACGCCGCCGCUGGCGGCGGAGGUGUGCUCCGGCGGCUGCCCGGCGGCGCUGGCCAAGUACCUGGCGAUGGAGAAGGACGGCGGCGAGGGCUGUAGCACGGGCGUGACGCUGGGCGGCACGCUGGCCAGCUACAGCCCCGUCACGGCCAAGGCGGUGGUUGACGCCGGCGUGGGCGCAGAGGUGGUGGCGGCGCUGAGGAGAGGCGGGGCGGGGGGUGCGGAUGCGGGGGGAGGGGCGCUGGGCGCCACGGGCAAGAGCGGCGGCGGCACCAAGCUGCUGACGAUGAAGUCAACGGCGGCCGGCGGCGCCAGUGCGGGCGUGACCAACGUGCCCGUGCCGGCAGCGGCGGCGUGGGCGCUGGAGCAGAUGUCGCAGCACGGCGACGAGACCACCAUGCCACUCAUAGCACAGGGCGCCCUGACGGCAGUGCUGGACGGCUACGUGGCCUCUGCGGACGGCGCGGCGGGGUCGCCGGACAGCCCCGACGCCGCCAUCUUCGGCCGCUGCAAGGCCGCGCUCAAGUCGCUCAUCCGCAACUGCGCCACCACCGCGCCGCUGGAGCCCCUGGUCAUGGACAGCACCCCGCCCGCCAUUCUGAAGCACGUGCUCCGGCGCUGCGAGCCGCUUCUGGCCAAGGACCCCAAGGCGCGGCAGCAGUUCGUGACCAGCGGUGGGCUGAUGCGGCUGCAGGAGCUGGAGGGGCGGCUGUGUGGCAAGGGGCGGGCCUACCUGGAGGCCAUCAACAAGCUGUUCCCCGCAGACGUGGUCAACUACUACCGCCAGGGCGGCGGGAAGUAAGGGACGUAAAGAAGGGGACGCGUCUGUGGCGGUGGUAGUAGAAGUAACGGUGGUGAACCGGUGAGAUGGCGCGGAGGAGGGUUGGGAGCGUGCGUGCAAGGGUGGGGCGUCUCAGGCUGGAGAGAGCGAGAGUGGGGCUGCGUGCUUGCAGCGGUAGCAAGAGUGUACAACGGUCGCUUAGUAAACUGGUAUACUGAAGUGUGUUGUUCGGCGGCAAUUCUUGGUAAUGCUGUCUGAGGAACGUACGGUGUUGUGGAGCAUCUUGGGGGCGCUGGCGCUGUUAUGAUUGCACAUAAGGAUGCUGGCGAUACGUGGACGAGAACGUCAAGGCGUAGGCGCUCAGCCACGCAAACACAUGUUACAACGUGUAACGCUAGAUCGCA
Molecule: messenger RNA, 2273 nt
Organism: Chlamydomonas reinhardtii
Lineage: Eukaryota; Viridiplantae; Chlorophyta; Chlorophyceae; Chlamydomonadales; Chlamydomonadaceae
Exons: 8
Coding region: 175-1890 (571 amino acids)
Biological process (GO): cilium movement
Cellular component (GO): microtubule cytoskeleton
Molecular function (GO): microtubule binding
Source: RefSeq, a predicted model, not a curated record